AAAAUGAACAGAGGAAGAAGAUGUGCUGUGAUGAUUAUCUUUUCUCUUCUCAGCCCAGAUGAUCUCUGAACUGUGCACAGUCGUUGGUGUGUGUUGAGGAACUGGGAUCGUGUGUCAACUCAACAGUCAACUGCGAUAAGGAUGACCUUUUAAAGUGUCGUUUGUUUCGGUGUUUUUCAGAAUCCUAAUCCUAAUGGCUGAAUUGUUUUUAUAUUGCAUGUGAUGACAGAACGGUGGUUCAAUCACUAAGCGUGCGUUGCAGACCAUGAUUGCAGAGCAUUAACCAUUGGCCAUUUUGACAUCAAGCUCACAUAUGUUAACAACAUUAAUGCAUGUGUUCAUUCAUCUCAGCUGCCGAACAUUUAACCUUUAAUAACCAGCCAGACGUCGGGGCGUGAUCUUCAAAAUGAGGAUUCUCGGGGUUUUAAGAAGUAGUGUUUCCAUUGGGAAGCACAUCGAUUACUAUUCUAAGUUCUCCCCGUCACCGCUUUCAAUGAAACAGUUCUUGGAUUUUGGCUCAGAAAAUGCUUGCGAGAGAACGUCGUUCGCCUUCCUCCGACACGAAGUUCCUGUGAGGCUGGCCAACAUCAUGAAGGAGAUCAACCUGCUGCCAGACAACCUGCUGGGGACUCCGUCAGUGCGCCUGGUCCAGAGCUGGUAUUUGCGAAGUCUUCAAGAUAUCAUCGAGUUUAAAGACAAAAAUGCCGAAGAGGAAAAAACCACAUAUGACUUCACGGACGCCGUCAUCAAGAUCCUGAAGAGGCACAACGACGUGGUGCCCACCAUGGCCCAGGGGCUGGUGGAGUACAAGGAGGCGUACGGCACGGACCCCAUCGUCAGCCAGAACGUCCAGUACUUCCUGGACCGCUUCUACAUGAGCAGGAUCUCCAUCAGGAUGCUGCUGAACCAGCACACUCUGCUGUUCGCCGGCAAGGUGAAGGUGAACCCAGCGCACCCCAAACAGAUCGGCAGCAUCGACCCAAAUUGUCGCGUGAAAGACGUGGUCAUGGACGCCUAUGAAAACGCCAGAGGCCUGUGUGACCGAUACUACAUGAACUCACCAGAGCUGCAGAUGGAAGAGUUCCAUGUGAAAGAAGAUGGAAGCCCUACCGUGGUCUAUGUCCCCUCUCACCUGUACCAUAUGGUGUUUGAACUUUUCAAGAACGCCAUGAGGGCCACCAUGGAGAUGUACGGGGAUUCUACAGAUUACCCUCCCAUCCGCGCACAGAUCGCACUCGGAUCGGAAGAUCUCACCGUGAAGGUGAGCGACCGCGGCGGCGGCGUGCCACUGAGGAAGAUCGAGCGUCUGUUCACCUACACCUACUCCACUGCCCCCCGGCCCACCAGCAUGGAGGCACGGGCCGCCCCCCUGGCGGGGUACGGCUACGGCCUGCCCAUCUCGCGGCUCUACGCCCGCUACUUCCAGGGGGACCUGAAGCUCUACUCCCUGGAGGGCUACGGCACCGACGCCAUCAUCUACAUCCGGGCUCUCUCCACAGAGUCCAUCGAGAGGCUGCCGGUGUACAACAAGUCGGUAUGGAAACACUACAAGACCUUCCACGAGGCGGACGACUGGUGCGUACCCAGCAAGGAGCCCAAAGACAUGACCACCUACCGCAGCUCCUAGGGUCGCUCGUAGGGCCUUGGGGGGGGGGGGGGGGGGGGGGUCAGACGCCUGCUCCGGGGGUUCAGAGUGACGCCUGCUCCGAGGUUCUGGAGAACUGGGAAAGGGUCGAUCUCUAGCUCUGGUCAGUGGUCGCUGUGCUGUGUCUGGGAAGGGCCGUGUCAUCACAGAUCUAUCUGCUUUACACUUGGGGAUAUCGUGCCACCAGGUGUGGGUGUGAUGAGCUAAUUACAAGCCGUCGGCCUGUCCCUGUGCCUUAGUGACGUCAUAAGUGGGCGUGUCCGCCUCGAUGCGUGCUGGAUAGAUCAGUCGACCAGCCUACCCGGUGGACUGUAGCCCAUGUUGCUGAUCUAUCCAGCGUACAUCUAGGUGGACCCUUCCGCUGGUGAUUGAAAACAGGAAAAGUCUGAUUUUCGUCUUGUAAUGGCUACUCACGGAAUACAGGAAACGCCAAAGCGUCACUCCGAUGUCAGUUCAAUUAGUUUAUAUAAACUAAAAUAUGUGGCUUGUUACAAUCCAAUGGCUUUUAUUGUAGUUGAAAGGAAAGGCUUGUACUCUUUCCUGUCUUGUAGAAACACUGUUACAGAAACAAAGUAAGUUUUACAACUUUACUUUGUUUGGAUGACGUUUUGGGGUUACAGUGGGCUUUUUCUGACCUUAUUAAGCAGUCUUAAGUUUGUUCUUCAUGUUUAAAGUAUUGUCUUUUUCCGUAUUAUGUGAGUUACUUGAGUUCAAAGUAUUCUGUAUAACGGGUUAAACUCUUAUUGUCACCAAAUCACUUGGACUUAAGACUCGAUGCAGUGCUUUACUACCUCUUUAUGUCAUUAUAUUAAAGAUGUAGUACGCACUAUCAACAUGUAAUUUAAAUAUAUUAUCACUCCUAAGUUGUACAACGACAUAUUGGUUACUAUAGAUGCUUAUCAAAUAUGUUUUGCAAUUGUUAGAUCAGUUUAAAAAAUGUUUAUAUCUAAAAAGUGGAGACACUUCAAAUAUGUAUUGGAUGAAUUAAUGUUUUAUUUAAGAGAUAAUGUACAGCACGCCAGUCAUUAUCGCAAAAUAAACCCGGCUGGAUAAUGCAGGACCCCUUAUAACACAACUACUAACUAAAUCAAUCAAUAAUUUGACAUAAAAUAUAGCAACCACAGAAGGAUUGUAUUCCUUUCUAUAAAAAGGAUUUUAGUACCUCCCCUAAUAAAAAAAAAUCUGUUUGAAUCCACAGUUGGUAAGAGUGUACAUAGCAGCGACCUGUCAUUCAGAAACAAUCAGAAUUUAAGUAUUCAAAGCUGGGCAACUCGGUUAACUUAAGAAAGGUGUGUGUGUGUGUGUGUGUGUGUGUGUGUGUGUGUGUGUGUGUGUGUGUGUGUGUGUGUGUGUGUGUGUGUGUGUGUGUGUGUGUGUGUGUGUGUGUGUGUGUGUGUGUGUGUGUGUGUGUGUGUGUGUUCUAGCCAAACGCAGUGAUGUUGACACUGCAGAUAUUUUGUGAGAUUUAUUUGAAGGACCGCACAAUAAAAGUUGUAUCUUUG
This is a messenger RNA of Gadus macrocephalus (Pacific cod), 3147 nucleotides long. RefSeq names its product pyruvate dehydrogenase kinase, isozyme 1 (gene pdk1). Gene Ontology annotation, cellular component: mitochondrion. NCBI's taxonomy places the organism in Eukaryota, Metazoa, Chordata, Actinopteri, Gadiformes, Gadidae. The record is from RefSeq and is a predicted model, not a curated record. The transcript is spliced from 11 exons. Gene Ontology annotation, biological process: regulation of glucose metabolic process; protein phosphorylation. The coding region runs from base 407 to 1627 and encodes 406 amino acids. Gene Ontology annotation, molecular function: pyruvate dehydrogenase (acetyl-transferring) kinase activity.